Molecule: messenger RNA, 3359 nt
Organism: Thunnus maccoyii (southern bluefin tuna)
Lineage: Eukaryota; Metazoa; Chordata; Actinopteri; Scombriformes; Scombridae
Product: syndecan-2-like
Exons: 5
Coding region: 265-1143 (292 amino acids)
Biological process (GO): cell migration
Cellular component (GO): cell surface; membrane
Source: RefSeq, a predicted model, not a curated record
CGUCGUGGUGACGUCACCGCAGGACCACGCUGCAUAGCCAGUCCAAACAACUUUUCCAGAGGAACUCCGCACCACAACGCGUCCAGCAGCCGUGCAAUAAAGUACCGAGAUUUAACAAAGUAGACGAAAAAUACCAGCGAAAACGUGACGAGGAUUCAGCUGAGCGACAUUACUUUUGUUUUUGAGUGUAUACAAUUUAAUUUUUUUCCGCUUACUGUAUAUAGUUUUCCCUUCCAACUGCCGUUUCUUUUUUGGAAAUUAAAGAUGAGGAAUCUGUGGUUGUUGUUCGUCGUCGGGCUGGCGACUGGGUUUAUCAGUGAAAAACUCCUGGUCUCCUCCCAGUCACCCUCAUCUACGGCAGAUGACCUGUACCUAGAGGGCCGACCGUCAGGUGACUUUCCUAUAGAUGAUGAAGAUAGUGAAGACAACGGCUCAGGCUCUGGUUCUGGAGACUAUGCUUUCAGCGACCUCGCAGAUAAAGAGGAGUUACUCAGGAGGCUCUUUAACCUCUCUGACACCACAUUCAGCAAGGAAACGGUUCCAGUUCAACCACAGCCAACAGAUGAUUCUCAUCACAACUCACCAACCAGAGAAGAGGACAGCCAGAAUCCACCAACCACAGAGGAGCACACUGAGGCAACACCUUCCAUAUUCCAUGAGGACGACAGGGAUGAGAAGGUGCCAGGUAUUGGCCCAACAGCUGACUCGUUCACACAUGAUACCAGUCCCAGUUCCACCAGCAUGCCUUCCAGUGAAGCCACUGCAACUGAAUUCAGUAUAGACACCAGUGUAACCAAAGAUGCCGACGAGGAUAGGUUGGAUGACCCCGCAGCCAAAGACAUUGAAGAUAAAGUCCUGAUCCAAAAGGAUGUAAAUGACGUUAAUGCCAAAGAUGGUCGAGACAGCAGAACAUAUGUGGUAGACAGUCCUGAAGAGGUAACCUCUGAGAACACGUGGGAGAGGACAGAGGUGCUGGCAGCGGUGAUAGCAUGCGGAGUGAUUGGAUUCCUCUGUGCUGUUUUCCUCCUCCUCCUCCUCGCCUACCGCAUGAAGAAGAAGGAUGAAGGUAGCUAUGACCUGGGAGACACCAAACUUCCCACAACAGCCUAUCACCAAGCGCCUACCAAGGAGUUUUACGCCUGAACUGACAAACGGAGACUUAACAAAAACUGUCACCUGCCAAUCAGGAUUUCAGAAUGGAAGAUUGAUCCUCCCGUUGAAGUUUGAAGUCAAGCUCCUCUGCUCUUCUACAAUGCUCACCUCUCAUCUCUCCUACCUUCCUCCUCUGCUAUCCUUCCACAUCCUUCUCUACAUAAUGCUCAGUGUUUGUGAAGAGGAGGACCUAAGGGAACAAAAUAAGACUAUUAAAUUGCAUUCCUAUCAUUCCAUUCCAGGGAAGGAGUUCAGACAUCAAAACACAUCUUACAUUUUAAGAAAGGAAUAGAGUAUCACGAUGGAUCACAGCCAUUCUCGUCUAGGAAAGUAAUCAACUCAAGUAUUGAUAAUACUGUGCCUUUAGACCCACAGUACUUACCUAAGCUGAACCCGCCAAGCUCAGCUUAACAACGCGAGGGAAUUGGCAGAAACGUAUGAAUAGGAAAGCUUUAAUGCAUAUUGAAUGUCGUCAAUUAAAACGGUACCAUAUAAUGGGAUUAACAUUACAAAGGACCUUCAAAAGUUUGACACCCUUUUCCCUUUAUUUGAGGUCAAAUUUACUCUGUUUGUUAACAUCUUUCAUUGUUACAUUUCAUUUUCUGUAUGCUUUCUUUGCUGACUUGAAGAUUUUUUUUGUCGUUAUAUGAGGAAUGAAUAUGUUAUUUCAUAUGCUGUCCAGUAUUGGUGUGAGAGAUUUUGUUACUCUGCAGGUACAUACUUUUGUUGUUUUCUCACAGAUAUUUGACACUUGCAGAACUGACCAAAUAUAAAUGUGCUUUAUUUGUCUUUUGGAAGAUUUAUUUUUCAGUAGCCUUUUCAGUGUGUUUUUAUGUUUAGAGAUUAUAUUUCCAUAAGCCAUUUAAAAAAAUAGAGAUUUCAGUCUUUUCAUUGUAUUCAUACAGUGCUUGCUUUUGUAAAGGUCUGUCAACCUUGCAUCUGUCCAACAUUAGUAAUAUUUUCAGGACUAUUUUAUUUGGUUACUGAGUGCAGCAAGCAUGUGGGACAGGAUUGCUAAGGUAAAGCCAAGGCUAAUGACUAUAAUUCAGAAACUGUAGAAGUGACCAAUGUUUUCUGAUGAAAGCCAAAGCACAUUCCUUUCUGACUAUCAGCUGUAUACAGCUAUAAUAGUUGGUUUGAAGUUAAAGGGACAGUGACAGCAUUCAGUGUUUCCUACAGUAUCUAGAGACAGGGCUUAUCCACACAGCAGGGUUAGAGAGAUAUAAUCAGCUAUAGAUGUUUGUUUAAUUCUCAACUGUAAUAAGACAUGUUGACAACUGGAAUAUUCCAACGCAGUAAUGUAAUUCAUUCACCACUUACAAAUUUCAUUUUAAGUGGUUACAGUGCACUUCUAAGUGUAAGCAUAUCACCUUCUAAAUGUAAGUGUCCUUAUUAUUAUUCUAUACCUCAACCAGCCAACCAAAGGGAUCCUGUAAAUUGACAAAGCUUCAAGAGGGAUACAGGAGGUAGUUAUCAAGGAUGACAUUGUGGUGUCAUUCCCUUUUGAUAGCACCUAAUUUUAAUUGUAUUCACCCUGUUAAAUAUAUAUAUUUUAGACAAAAGAAUGUGGAUUUGCCCAAUGUAUAGACUCUGAUGAAUUUUAACCAGCUACCUACUUCUUAUAAUGUGUCAAAGAACAUUACAUAUCACACCAACAUUAUUUGUUUGACUCACUAUGUGUUGGUUUUAAAACGUUGCUUCUCAUCAAUCAAGCUGAAUGAGAUGUGGGUCUGAGUGAGUUAAAGAAUGAAUAGACUUAUCUCCUGUCCAGUUUUCCGUCAAGACAACAUUGAUUUCAGAUUGCUGUUUUUUUUUUUUGUUUUUGUUUUUUUUUUUGUUGCUUGUUUGUUUAAUUCGAGUUAAACUCAUAUAGGAUUUCAAAGACAAUUUAUUUUUUUUGUUUUUAGAUUUCCCUGUGCCAUAGGUGGUUCUGUUAAUGUCACUGCCAAAUUUGUAGCAGGUUUUGUGUUUGAUUUCCUUCACAAGCUAAUGUAACAUCAAUGAAAGCUAACCACAGACAUCGUGUGUGAGGCUACAUCAAUCUUGUGUCUUUUAAAUUGUGGCUACUCAAUAGUAUUUACAUAAUAGAAGUUUUGUUGCUGUUAUAGAAAUGACUGUUUUGAAGCAAUUCUGAAUAAUCUGAAUGCAAAUCUGGAAAACUACCUAUUUUUUUAUGGCUGGAAUAAACAGGAAGAUCUGAUCACUAA